Manduca sexta (tobacco hornworm) is the source of this 5224-nucleotide messenger RNA. It is a transcript of the gene Girdin, whose product is annotated as protein Daple. Gene Ontology annotation, molecular function: microtubule binding; dynein light intermediate chain binding. NCBI's taxonomy places the organism in Eukaryota, Metazoa, Arthropoda, Insecta, Lepidoptera, Sphingidae. The coding region runs from base 211 to 4332 and encodes 1373 amino acids. The record is from RefSeq and is a predicted model, not a curated record. Gene Ontology annotation, biological process: cytoskeleton-dependent intracellular transport; cytoplasmic microtubule organization. The transcript is spliced from 7 exons. Gene Ontology annotation, cellular component: cytoplasm; centrosome.
AUGCUAAAUAACAUAUGUCAUCAGUCAUGUCACUAUAUAUUUUGUCAACGAUAUAUAAUUGAAAAGUCGUUCGUGGUGGUUGUGUGAAUUUCUUUUGUCUUGUGGUAGCAGAUGUUGUGUGGUUUUAUUACUUGUAUCAAUAUUGAGCAUUGCUUCAAUGCCAUGCGUCCCAACCAAAUACAAAGGAGCCGGUUCCGAUCAUCCUAACGCAUGGCAAGAAUGGCUGCGUCUAGUACCGAGAUCGAAGACUUUUUGAAUGGGCCUCUAGUUUCGUGGAUAAAAUCAUGCAUACCCAAUCCAGAAGUAAUCACCGAAUAUGCAUCUCUGUUCAAUGGAGAAAUAUUGCAUCAAGUUUAUCUCCAGAUAGAUCCAGAGCCUUCCUCUCACAUAACAAAGCUAGCUGGCCUGGAAGACCAGGCAUUGGUCUUAGGUAGGGUAAAGAAUUUUGAUGCAAUCAUUAAAAAUGUGAAAAGUCUGUAUGAGGAGGAACUGGGUAUGACACUGCUUGUGGUGCCAGAAUGUAUCUGCUUGGGUAAGGCACCUGAAUCUAGAGAAGGUUUGGAGAAUAUGAAGCUGUUAAUAUUGUUGCUCCUUGGAGCAGCGGUGCAGUGCCCUAAUAAGGAGUUGUUUAUCACCCGAAUAAAGGAGCUGGAUUUGGAACUGCAGCACAAUAUUGUAGAGUGCAUCAAACAGGUUACAGAUAUGCAAACUGUGGUAUUAACACCAGACGCUAUAGACCUAUUUCAAUCACCGACUAUGUUUAAUCAUAUGCGACGCUUAGCGAAAGAACGGGAUCAUUAUCUGCAAAAUUGGGCUUCCUUGGUCCUUCAUGAAGGCCUUUGUGAAAACGAAAAUGAAAAUAAAAACGGAAAAAAUCGGUCUACGCAGAAUGUCAAUCAAAAUAACGGCGAUAGUCAACAUUUAGCUGUAGAAUUAGCAGAUUGGAAAGCACGGCUACGAAAGCAAAGACAAGAAUUAGAAGAAAAAUCAGAACAAUUGUCCGAAUGCCGCGAAGAAUUGGAGCACACGAAACAAGUGUUGACGAAAUUACGAGCCGAUAGUCAGGAAUGGUUUAAUGAAGCAAGAAAAGCCUCCGGAUAUAGAGAUGAAGUUGAUGCACUUAGAGAAAGGGCUGAACGUUGCGACAGACUAGAACAAGAAAUUCAGCGUUAUCGUGAUAGACUCGCAGAUGCUGAAUAUUAUAAAACCCGUGUGUCGGAAUUGCGUGAAGAUAAUAAAGCUCUAAUGGAAACAAGAGAUGCAUUAGAGGAACAAUUACAAAGAGCAAGAAAGAGAGCCGAUCAGUGUCUUACUUUAGAGGCAGCCAUGAUAAAAUUAAAGAGGGAAGCAAAUGAUUUCGCAUUGGAAAGAGAUGCUGAUCAACGAAAGAUCCAAGAGCUUAUCGAAGAAAAUAAUCACCUCCAGUACAUAACUAAAUCAAUUCUCAGUGAAAGUAAUAAUAGUAAUCUAGAUACAGACAACGAGUGUGAGAGCACUUUGGAAUCAGGAGAAAAUAGUUUAUCAGAGCAAUUGACCAGUAAUGCUCAAGCAAGGGCGUUAAAACUCGAAUUAGAAAACAAAAGACUUCUAUCGACAAUAGAUAACUUAAGAGAGCAAUCAUUCUUAGAAAGUAGUGAUAAGGUAUUAGAUUUGGAAAAGGAAAAGAAACGAUUAACCCUUAAAUGCGAGCAGUUGCAAGAAAAUUAUAAUAGAAUGGUACAACAAAAUUCUGAAUUAGAAGAAGUAUUUAAAAAUGCAUUAGAAGAAAAUAGAAAGUUACAAGACUCUCUAGAUAGUCAAAAAGCUUUUAUAGACAGACAAGCCAUAGACAGAGAUUCAGAAAAGACUAAAUUACAGGACUUUGAGAGACAUUUAGAAUCGUUGACUAAAGAUAAGCAGCGAAUUCAAAUGUUAUGUGACUCAAUACAAAGAAGAGCUGAUGACCUCGAAAAAUCUUUAGAUGCGAGAACAAAAGAACUUAAUUUAGUUAAACCUGAAGCUGACAAAGUUACAAGCUUAAUAAUACAAACAGAAGAACUAAAAACAAAAUUAAAAUAUAGUGAAAGGGAUACCCAUAAUCUUCAAAAAGAAGUAAAUAAGUUAAGGGAAGUCGUGGAAGAGAAAGACGUCAACUUAGAUAAAAUAAGUACAGAGAUCGAGCUAAAAAAAAAAGAGAUAGAGAGAUUAACAAGAGAAUUAGAAGCUAAUCAAAAUAUAACUAACCGAUUCCAGGAUUUAGAACAAAAGACACAGGAACUAAAAUCACAAAAGAAAGUUGACACGGAAACUAUACAGACUCUUCAAAAAGAUUUAAUAUUGGAGAAAGUUAAUUUUGACAAAGUACGAAAUUGUAUGGAAAAGCUCGGAAUUAACGCAUCCGACAUAAUUAACAAAGAAGUAAAUGUAGAGGAUUUGUUAGAAAAAAUCAUAACUAACACUGAUUAUGAAGCAUUAAUCUCUGAAAUUGCAGCUAAAGCAAAUUUACUGAAAUUGCUUUCGUGUGAUUGCAAGCAUGAACAAGAUAAUAUAAAUAACGAAGCUGUAGUCAAUCCACAAAUUGAACAACUGACUGCUGAUCUUGCAUCAUUGCAAGUAUCGUUAGAAAACUCUCAAGCUGAAAAUGCCAAACUUCAAGUCAAUUUAGCUACUUUGAAUUCACAAAAUGGUUCAUUAAUUUCACAACAGAUGACUCUCCAGCUUGCCAAUAGCCAGUUAGCAGCUGAAAAAGAAGAAAUUAUAAAACAAUUAGACGUUAUAAAAGACAAGCAAGACAAUCUUUUAAGAGACCAAGUAGCGUUGCAAACUUUACACGAAAAUUUGAACACUGAAUAUGAAACACUGCUACGUGAAAGAGAACCCACCAAGGCAACUAUUAGAGACUUAAAGCUCGAAAACAGGGAAUUAAAAGAAAAAAUCUCCAACUAUGAAAAGAAAGUAGCGGAAUUUGAAAGAGAGCGUGAAAACCUCAAAAUCGAGUCAAGAAAUUUAACGAAUCUUAGAGCUGAACAUUCCAAAUUAAAGGAUGAUUUUAGAAACCUCUUUACUGCCAGUGAUAGACUGAAAAAUGAGUAUAGGAAUAUGCAAGAAGAAUAUCGAAACAUUCGCAGUGAAUUACAACAACAAAAGUUACGUAGCACGGAAAUAUCCGGAGAAAUCAAUACUAAGGCCGAAAUAAUUACAAGUUUAGAGUUAGAAAUAAAUAAAACUAAUCAGCAUUGUGAGAUGUUGAUUCAGAUGAACAAAAGUUUGGAUGCUGAUAGGCGUUCUUUGAUGGACCAUGUGUCACAAUUGCUCACUCAAUAUCACGAGUUACUGGCCCACUCCUUGAAAGAUAAACAACAUUAUCAUGAGGAAGAAAAAAUGUUUGCAGACAAAGUAAAUGCUUUGUGUCGCCAGAAAGAAAAAUUGGAAGAAAAGAUUAUGGAGCAUUAUAAAAAGUUAGAUAAUUGUACGCCGAAAAGACGAGGGUUUGGCGCUUCCUUUGUUAAAAGGGUUCGCAAAGCCGGCACCGACCUAAUAAAUAAAGUGCCUUCCAGAAACAAUAAACGCAUAGAAGACGCAAGUCGUUCUAAAUCCCAGCUUACUCUUGCUGGCUCAGAAUCUGGUGAGUCCGAUCCAGGUACACAAGAGUUAGAGAAGCUAUCUAAAAACUCCGAUCAAGACCAAGGUUCAUCUAAUCCAAGCGUGGAAUCGCCUAGGCAUAGUUCAGAUUCCAAUUUUAGUAGACGAUUUGAAGACAAAAUGUUGAAAAAGUCUGAUAAUUUCGAUGGUACGGGAUCUAUACCUAGUCUUGAUUCGGCAAGGUUAUCCAGUGAAAAUAAUUUUGCGAGAAGGCUUUCUACCACGUCGAUACACAGUGGAGGUGGAGAUGACGCUUUAAUUCGAGCCUCAUUGAGAAGACGACCGCACAAGGCAGUGCCGCAGUCGCACCGAAAUAGCUAUCAAGGUUUUGAAGGCGACUCUGGUUUACCACCAGUAUCAACAGCUUCUCCGGUAUUUGGAACGGCGGGUACUCGGCGUACCGUUUACGUAGCAGAUGACGACCCCAACAUCACUCUUAACACAAAACCUCAAAGCACACCAAUUAAAGAAAACCCUACAUAUCUAGUGUAUAAUAGAAUAUCUACAGUGAUUGGUGAUGGGGCUUGCCAAAGUAUUAACGACAGACCAACCUCCGAACAACACGGACCGUUGUCCGAACAGUCUCGUACCCUUGACGAACCCUUACAAGAAAGAGAAGACAUCAGGCACGACAGAAGGUCUGCCAACCGCACAGAAAAGGCAGACAACUCCAAGGAGUCUGCGAUUUGGUAUGAGUAUGGUUGUGUAUAAUUGUGUUUUUUAAUCCAUGGAAGUGUUGGAAACAUUUAAAGGUAUAAGUAUUAAGUACCUUGCAUUUUAUUUGUUCUAUCGUAAAUAAGUCUUAAUUAAAUUGUGCAGUUGGUAUUACACAUUUGGUUAGUAUUGGCAUUUUUGUGAUUAUAUUUACAGGCAGUAUUAGUUUGGCAUUUAAGUUUGUUUAAAAAGUGUGUAAAAUAAAAUAUCGAAAAUAAUGACAUUUAUAAUAAUUACCGACGCGUAUGUUGACCUUGUAGAGUAAUGAUGCAACGAAUUUUAUUAUUUGUAUUCGGCGAAUAACGACCCUUAAUUUUCCGGCAUUAGUCUACUACUUUAUGAAGUUGAAUAUGGUGCACAUAUACACCUCGUUUUAUCACAUGGGUAAUCAUGACAUUUCUCGUUGACAAGCGGCAUUUUUUAUUAAACAAGUAUAAUAUUUUGUUCCUAUACUUAAGUCACAAAAAGUAAAUUUAUUAGUAUUUGUAUUUGUUGCAUCAAUAAUAUAAAGCAUGUACUCUCGUCUUUUGAGGCUAUCAUAAAAUUGUAAAUAAUCUUAAUAUAACAUUAUAAACAUAAACAUACAUAUUUUUUUAGUUUAUAUUUAACAUCCAUUAAAAGUGGUGUAGGUUUAAGUUGUGCAAUUAAAUUUGUUUAUCCAGUGAUAGUAUGGCAACUGGUUGAAUUUAAUUUCUAGGGAAGCUUAAGAAGUAAUAGCAUAAUUACGUUUUGCGUACAAACUUUAAUAUUAUUUUAAGAUACAUAUAAUUUUCUUUAUGAUUUGACGUACAUAACUUUUUAAUAAUUAUUAUAUCAUGUCUUUAAAAUUGUGUAUUGUGUUUCUGUUGCGCAUUUUUUAUGAUAAAAAUUUACGUUCAGUACAAAUGCA